AUGCAAAGGUCAAGAUCAAGGUCCGCGGAGGAGGUUGCCGGAAGCAUAGACACUCUGGGGGAGAUCCUUCUCCGGCUGCCGGCGAAACCGCUACUCCGAUUCAAGUGCGUCUCAAAGCAGUGGCUUGCUCUCAUCUCUGACCCACGAUUCUGCUACUCCCACACCCUUCACCACCAAACCCCUUCUGCCCUUCUUCUUCCCGACAUGUGUUCUCCCGCACCAUUAUCUCACUUACACAUCGUCCCUUUGACCACAACCCCCACCGUGCGUGUUUUGAAUCUUAAUUUCCUCGACCAUCCUGAGGUUUCUGUCGUCCGUUCAUGCAACGGUCUUCUCCUCUGCCACGGUUGCUCCAGCUACUUUGUCUGCAAUCCAACCACAAGAAAAUUUGUCGCUCUCAAUUUCCCAAACCAACAAUUCAGGAACCAAGUAAGUGCUCUUUAUCUAGCUUUUGACCCUUUGAGAUCCCCCCACUUUCAAGUCCUUUCAAUUCGGGUAUUGGGUAGCCAGAACUUUCAGGCACUGUGUGUGUUCAAUGAAUAUUCCUCGAGGACCCGUUCCUGGUGUGAUCCUGGGGUUUCUUUCAUUGCCCAAUCCAAAGUGAUUCCUGGUGCUGGGGUUUACUGCAACCGUGCUAUUCAUUGGUUCUACGAUGCUCUGAGUUCUGUGUAUUUUGAUAUUGAUAGUCAGUGUUUGAAAGAUUCGCCAUUGCCUUUGCCUGAUGAGGGAUGGGGCAAUCGAAUAUUCGAGUAUUUUGGCGUUUCUGGGGGGCGUUUGCAUUUGAUAUUUACUGUGCAAACUUUGAAGUUUGAUAUUUUGGAGUUGAAGGAAGAUAACUCUGUGUGGUCAUUGAGACACCGUGUUGAUCUUAAUCCCAUGAGAAUUGAAUUUCCCGAGCUAUGUCGUUUGAAUUUGGCUAAUUAUGUCCUUCCGGUUUAUAUUGUUUGCCCUACAAUAGAAGAAAAUUCAAUGUUGGUGUUGGUUGUAGGUGGGACAACCAUAUCCUAUAAUCCGUUAAAUCACACUUCAAGAAAAUUAUGUGAUUUUGAGCCGGAUAUGGGAAAGGUUGAUGCAGUAGCUUGUUAUAUGUUGGGUAAAUGUUUUCAAUAUUUUGAAAACCUUUCUUCGGUUGAAACUUUUGCUGCUUAUUAAUAAAUUUAUCGAUGCAAUGAAAACUGCCACUAACGUUUUGUAUGUGGAAAACACUUUGGACUCUACUGCUCAGCAGAGGGCUCUUUUUGCAUUGGUCUUCAUCUUGUAUGUGGAAAACACUUUGGACUCUACUACUCAGCAGAGGGCUCUUUUUGCAUUGGUCUGCAUCAUCUUGAUUCUUGAAAGCUUUAUGACCGACCUCCUUACUUGUCCUCCUCCAAUAUUACAACAUCACCAAUUUUCACAAGAACUACUACAUGGGCUUUUGAAUUUUUCAUUCUUAUCAUGGGUGGUGGAUCCAUCUUGUUGGGCAAAAUUUAGGUAUUUUCAUUUCCACUAACUCAAAGAUUGGUAGGAUAUUUGAUAAUGGAAAGCUUUUGAUGAGGAUCAAGGAACAUUAUCUCCUUGUUCAAAUGAUUGGAUUGAGGAAUGAAUAAAAAACAGAUGAGGAUGGUUAGGGUGGAGAUCUCUAGUGGUAUAUUUGGGAUUGCAGACUUGUAUGCUUGGAUGCCUUGUGAAUAGAGCUAGUAUAUAUCAAUGUAUGCUUGCUAUCUUGCAUCUAUGUGGGCUAGGGUGCACUCCUAUUUGUUGUUAGUUAUCCAUAAUGUCUGCACUGCAGUCCCUAUUUUUAUCACAUUAGCCACUAUGUUUAACUUUGGUAAAAGCUUGAUUUGGUAUGUCAAUGUUUUAAGAAUGGUCUCAUAUCUGUAAGAUGGCUUGAAGCAUCACAUGGCCACUAUACCUUGUGCUGGUGGUUUGGAAUUGAACUCUUUACCAAUUAGUUAUCACUGAUUGUAUGUUAAGGACCAACAUUGUUUGGUGGAGGUUGAAAUAUGAUUUUAUAUCUUUAUCUAAUGGAGAAAAGCUAUAAGUAGGGUGGAAGGUUAAAUCCGUUGUUAUUCCUAUGU
Gastrolobium bilobum is the source of this 2060-nucleotide messenger RNA. RefSeq names its product F-box protein At5g07610-like. The record is from RefSeq and is a predicted model, not a curated record. NCBI's taxonomy places the organism in Eukaryota, Viridiplantae, Streptophyta, Magnoliopsida, Fabales, Fabaceae. Gene Ontology annotation, molecular function: protein binding. The transcript has a single exon. Bases 1 to 1152 code for a protein of 383 amino acids.